Molecule: messenger RNA, 903 nt
Organism: Drosophila ficusphila
Lineage: Eukaryota; Metazoa; Arthropoda; Insecta; Diptera; Drosophilidae
Exons: 4
Coding region: 541-903 (120 amino acids)
Source: RefSeq, a predicted model, not a curated record
GCCUGAUUCGCCCGAAUUGACAAAUUGUUUGUAAAUGAUUUAAUCAGAAGAGGAAUUUUCCACAAUUGAAAUCUCUUUAACUUAAUUGACCUUCAAAAGAAUGUAUCACAUCAAUCGUGAAGAUACUUUUUUGAUUGCAUAUGUGUUGAGUCCCAUGAUUUCACCAACAAAAUGUAACAAUACCCAGCGGGAAAGUGAGAAGUAGGUUUUUUAUUUGAGUGGAAAACCUCCUUCUUUUAGCAGGCGUAGGGGUAGGGAUAGUUGAAAAUCUACUUCUUUUGGCAGGCGUUGGGAAGGGAUAAAUAAUUUCGGACCGCUAAAUGGGGUGGGUUUCUGAAUAUGACCAUAAGUUACAACGAAGUUGUGACUAAUUAUUGUCUUUCUUCGGAAUGUUGUUAUGAUACACGGUCACAUCAGUAUAAAAUUUCGUGCAAAAAGUGUAAAAAGUGAAAAAAGUUGUGUUAAUCUUAAAAAACAAGAUAAAGGUAAGUUAUAACAUAAAUAUUUUUGUUUGUAUUUCCUUAUUUCAGCGUAACGGAUAUGGUGAGCAUAGGCAUUUUUACUAAAACUAUAUAUAAGCCACCAGAGGCGGUUGUCAAAAUUUGUAAUAGAUUCGACUUCAAAGAUUCUGGCCCUUGUGUUAAUAUUAACGGCAAAACUGAACGUGCGCAAGCGGACAUUCCGAUUUCGUCAUUUGAAGAACUCGGCCAUUUGGACUCCGAUGCCGAAGCCAAUCCAAAAGCAUUUAGUCACUCAAAAACGACAAUUACAGUCUUCCCCAAUAUCAAGAUGAUCUGUGUUCACCGUUCACUAAGGCAAAUAAUAACAUACAACAAUACUUAUGAUAAAGGCCCUUGGACUGUAAAUAGAUUAAUAAAUGUAUAUACCAAAUUAAAAAGCUAA